GAGAUAGGGUUUUAAACCUUAAAGAGGUUGCAAAACCCAAGGUGUAUGUUUUUCCUUUCUUUUGGUUGAUGCUUCCAUCCUCUUCCUCCUUCGAUUCUCCAGCGCCAAAAAUCAAAGAAGCUCUUGCAAAACCAAAACCGUUUCUACUGCGUGAAACUCAAAAAGGGAACCCCUUUUGAUUUUUUGGGUUCACUGGUUCAGUUCAAGUUCAAUGGGUCCUCGACAAUGUCAAGUUUGCAACCUAGUUCAGUCCAAAUACAAGUGCGCUUCAUGUUAUUUACCUUAUUGUUCUCUGGUUUGCUUCAAGAAGCACAAAGAAUCUCCAUGUGUCAAGCCACCGUCUUCAGAAGUCAAAACAUCUGCUGCUUUGGAAUCACCUGUAAAAAAGCCAAUAGUCAUUGAUGAACCAAUUGAAGUGUUGCAAAAAUUCCAACUGGAGGCUAUAGCCUCUUCCAGUGAGAUUCGCGAUGCUUUGAAUGAUCAAGCGCUUCAAGAACUAAUUUGCCGCAUUGAUUGUUCCCCAAAUGCAGAGAAUGAAUUUGAUAAAGCUAUGGCGGAGGAGGCAUUUCGCUUGUUCACAGACAAGAUUUUAUCAACCAUCAACCCCUAACUGCAAGCACACGCCGCGGAAAGCAAAAUUUGUGGAAGAAAGUUAAAUAUGAAAGGAACAACAGAUAGAACCGCUAAAGUCUGCAGGUUUAGUUUAAUAGAUAUAUUUAUUUUUCUGCUGUACAGCUCAACCCCAUUAUUCAGCUUUUUAUGUGUAAGAAACUCUAUCUUCAUUGAGCUAGUGUAGUGUAUGGGCCAAAGAUUGAUCUUGAUACACUUAGAUUUUGAUGGUAUAAUAUAAUCCUCAAAUCUGUGAGUGUUGUCCUUUGCUCUAUGGAAUUUUAGCUUUACAUAAA
Molecule: messenger RNA, 905 nt
Organism: Lotus japonicus
Lineage: Eukaryota; Viridiplantae; Streptophyta; Magnoliopsida; Fabales; Fabaceae
Exons: 8
Coding region: 212-610 (132 amino acids)
Biological process (GO): snoRNA localization; maturation of LSU-rRNA from tricistronic rRNA transcript (SSU-rRNA, 5.8S rRNA, LSU-rRNA); box C/D snoRNP assembly
Cellular component (GO): pre-snoRNP complex; nucleus
Source: RefSeq, a predicted model, not a curated record